CACUUUACUCUGCGUAUGUCUUCCCUUGAGUUUCCUCUGUGUGCGUGGCCCGUCCCAAGUGCUGUUUCUGUCUCCAGGGAGAUCGUGAACCCGAAGGACGUGAUCAUCGCCCCCGUGGACGGGAACGGCACGGUGAAGAACUUCUGCAGCCAGGCCUGCCUCUCCUCCUUCGACGUGAAGCGCAACAGCAGCAGGGCCACGCAGUCCCCCGCCGACACCGCCAUCAAGUGCAGCGUCUGCAAGAAGACUGCUGUGAUUAACCACGAGGUGAACUUCCAGGGCGCGGUGCACAAGCUGUGCAGCGACGCCUGCUUCACGCGCUUCCGCUCCUCCAACAACCUGACCAUGAACUGCUGUGAGACCUGCGCCACCUACUGCUACAGCGGCGUGGGGCACUGCCAGCUGCUGCAGAUAGAGGGCGCCGUCCGGAAGUUCUGCAGCCCGCCCUGCCUCGCUGCCUACAAGCAGAAGAGCAGCAGGGUGGUCCCGGCUGCAGAGUCUGCCUGUGCAGGUGAGGCCGCUGCGUAG
Anguilla rostrata (American eel) is the source of this 528-nucleotide messenger RNA. RefSeq names its product zinc finger MYM-type protein 4-like. The transcript is spliced from 3 exons. The record is from RefSeq and is a predicted model, not a curated record. Bases 16 to 528 code for a protein of 170 amino acids. Lineage: Eukaryota; Metazoa; Chordata; Actinopteri; Anguilliformes; Anguillidae. Gene Ontology annotation, molecular function: zinc ion binding.